UAGCGUCAUUAUUUCCCUUAUAAACGGUUCGAUUCAGUUGCGCUGAUUACGUUGCAUUUAGCCGCAAUUAUCCUCGGCGGAGUACAACAUAAAUAGCUCAUUUGACGCAAGUUUGUAAUUGUUUUGGAUACAAACUGUUAUAACAAGGACUUAGAAGAUCGAUGAGUCAUUCACUCACAAAUCUUAGACGUAGUUUAGUCAAAGAAACAGACAUCUUCGAUUAAAGUUUUCCAACUAUAGCGGUAUGAGGAACACGGAAGAGAUAAGAAACAGAGCUUUACGUAACAGUCCAACUGAGGAACACACAAAGGAAGUCCUCGAAAUGAUUCGAAAACGAGCGGAAGAAGAUGUUGAGUCAAACGUUCUCUUUGAUGAAGUUUUGCUGAGAAGAGCUUCGGUGACUCGACCAAACGAACCGUUGCCAUCGAUUCGAGUCGAUCCAUGCACUCCAAAGAGACGAAGUUGUCCCGCUGAUUUAAACAACGAAGAGUCCGAAUUAAUCCCAAGAUCUCGAUGGAGAUCGUUAAGCGAUGCACCUCUGCUUGAACGCGGGAGUCGUUCACCUUGUGAUCGCUUGGUAGUUUCACCUGCUAGAGGUGAUACUUCGAGGAAAGAGCGGCGAGUUUCGCUCCUUUCAACCAAUCUUCCACCUUUAGAAACUGAGCUGAGGCAUAAUCAGUUGGAACGACCCAGCUGUGUUCCAUCGCUACACCGUAAUGAUGUAGUUAUACUGCCAAAGGAUGCUUUGAACGUCAAAUCAAACUACGAGAACGAAGAUCCGUUCACAGUGAAUGGUGUCUAUCAUCGUGACGAAGAACGUAGAUGAUUCCACUUUAAAGUGACAGGACAGUAGAAUAAGACCGAUAUGAGAGACAUUCAGAGGUACUCCCACACUCCGUGGAUUGCGGCUUUCACCGCAACAUUUUGGCUCCAAAUCGUGAAUAACAAACAACACUGUUAAGCAACGUAUUAAUCAGGGAUGCCAAAGUCAUUUAGAAAACUCGGUUUUGAGGUACUUAUGCUGACGAGGAGACUUUGUAGACAUCAACGAUAGGUAACUCAAAGCUGUAUUAAAUACCACGUGUAUAAUAAUGACAAAACAACGCAUUGUACUUUGUUCAAAAGGUGUCAAAAUGUGUACCGACUGUUCUCGCGCAAGACUGCAUUUGUCCAUAAUUUUAAGUAGUCAGUGAACGACAUUUCCGAACAGUUGAAAACUCGAAGGUACCAGAGUUUGCGAGAAUUUAUUUUACAUAACUAAAUGGCAAAUAUUUAGUUAUUUUCCGUAAACCAAAUGAUGCGAACAGUGGCUGUAAUCACCUCUGUGGGGGUAGAUAUCUACUUAAGGCUGUAUUAGACUUCGCAAGUUUUAAUGUGGCCAUUAGCGGAGGUGUAAAAAUAUGUACAAAGGAAGUACUGAUUAUUUUUUCAACUUCUGGAAAACAGACAAAAGUUCACCAAACCUCGAUGAAAAAGUAUAUUCUGUAAUUUGAAAUACAACACAAAUGUUUGAAAUUCCCUGAACUCACUAGAAGCGAUCUUUCACCCACAUUUCUGUUGGUUGUUGAGAUUCAUUGAUCGCUUUCAAACAAAGAAGAUUAAUCAAGUUUGGCGGAGAAGGCUUUAUUAUUUUUAUUAGGAAACAAAAUGCUCCUUUGUUUUGUCGCAAUCUUGAUUGGAUAACAUUCUUUCUUGACGUAAUUCCAACUGCCCAGAUAGCGAUAAAAGGGUUCGACGGAUGUUUGAAAAGUUUCAAUUUUAGGUGAAUUCUUGAAGGGCCACACAUCAACAAGAAAACAUUUAUACUGAUUAAAAUUUAGGAAACUUCACAAAUACCAAAAUAAUUCUCAAUUAGAUAUUAAACCUCAUUUGACAUUGAAAUAAUUUCUUGGCGGUCAUGCUUUAUAUAAAAACAAAGGAGUUCAGCUGUAUUUUUUCC
Molecule: messenger RNA, 1939 nt
Organism: Stylophora pistillata
Lineage: Eukaryota; Metazoa; Cnidaria; Anthozoa; Scleractinia; Pocilloporidae
Source: RefSeq, a predicted model, not a curated record